Messenger RNA from Triplophysa rosa, 3843 nucleotides. RefSeq names its product NACHT, LRR and PYD domains-containing protein 12-like. The record is from RefSeq and is a predicted model, not a curated record. NCBI's taxonomy places the organism in Eukaryota, Metazoa, Chordata, Actinopteri, Cypriniformes, Nemacheilidae. Gene Ontology annotation, molecular function: protein binding. Bases 169 to 3405 code for a protein of 1078 amino acids. The transcript is spliced from 12 exons.
CUGGCCCAGGUGUAAAAGCUGUUAACGCCCUCUUUCUACCGUGUGUAGAAACUGAAAGUAUGGAAGGCUUUAUUGUUUUGAAAAUGUAUGUAAAAAAUGUAGCUGUUCUGGAAUACAUCGUUUGAAGACCCGUUUAUAGCUUUAUUUCGACAGUUUAAUUUAAUCCAGAUGGACAGAUCAGAGUCACCAGAACACAGCUGUGUUUCCAUGAAGAGUGACUGGUCUAUGGAGCAUCCACCUCUGUUAAAGGAACACACUGAUCAUGGAUUUAGAAAUGCUACAGAUAAACAAUUAAAGAUGGAUAGAUCAAAGUCAGCAGAUGCCAGCUGUGUUUCCAUGAAGAGUGACUGGUCUAUGGAGCAUCCGCCUCAGUUGAAGGAACCCACUGAUCUUGGAUUUAGCCCAAAACAGCUGGAAAGAUCGGAUCCACCUGAACCCAACUGUGUUUUCAUUAUGAGUGACCAGUCUAUGGAUUCUUCACCUACCAAAAAAAUGUCUCCUGAUUUAAGAUAUUACUGUCAGUUUGCUGGAGUCCUCAACAUUUUCAGAUCAAAUCUACAGAGGAAGUUUGAGUGUUUGUGUGAGGGAACAUCACAGCAAAGAAACCCAACACUGCUGAAUAAGAUCUACACAGAGCUCUACAUCACAGAGAGUGAAAGUGGAGAGAUCAGUAAUGAACAUGAGAUGAGACAGAUUGAGACACAAUCCAGAAGAACAGAAACGGAGGACACACCGAUCAAAUGCAAAGACAUCUUUAAACCUUUACCUGCACAAGACAAACCCAUCAGACGUGUGCUGACAAAGGGAGUCGCUGGCAUUGGAAAAACAGUCUCUGUGCAGAAGUUCAUUCUGGACUGGGCUGAAGGGAAAGAGAAUCAGGACGUCCACCUCAUAUUUCCACUUCCUUUCAGAGAGCUGAAUCUCAUGAAAGACCAAAAACUGAGUCUUCUGGAGCUUCUUCGUGUUUUCUUCCCAGAGACAAAAGAAAUGGAAAUCUCCAGCGGUGACUAUAAAGUGUUGUUCAUCUUUGAUGGUUUGGAUGAGUGUCGCGUGUCUCUGGAUUUUCGCAGCCGUGUGAGGUUGUGUGAUGUCAGUGAAUCGGUGUCAGUGGACGUGAUGCUGACAAACCUCAUGGCGGGGCAUCUGCUUCCCUCCGCUCUCAUCUGGAUCACCUCCAGACCAGCAGCAGCCGAUCUCAUCCCGUCUGAGUGUGUCGAUCGAGUCACUGAGGUACGAGGCUUCACUGACAAACAGAAGGAGAAAUACUUCAGAAAGAGAAUCAGUGAUGAGAGUCUGAACAACAGAAUCAUCUCACACCUGAAGUCAUCCAGGAGCCUCUACAACAUGUGUCACAUCCCAGUGUUCUGCUGGAUUUCUGCCACUGUUCUAGAGAGAAUGUUGAGCAAGACAAAAAGAAAAGCCAAGAGUGAAGGAGAGAUCCCCAAGACUCUCACUGAAAUGUACACGCACUUCCUGAUCAUUCAGACAAACAUCAAACAUCAGAAGGACUACGAGAAGAAUGAUGAAGACAUGAUGUUGAAACUGGGCAAACUGGCUUUCGAGCAGCUUGUGAAAGGCAAUCUAAUCUUCUAUGAUGAAGACCUGAGAGAGUGUGGCAUUGAUGUAGCAGAAGCAUCCGUGUACUCAGGAUUGUGCACUCAGAUCUUCAGAGAGGAGUUUGGCUUGUAUCAGGGGAAAGUUUACUGCUUUCUUCAUCUCACCGUUCAGGAGCAUCUAGCAGCUCUACAUGUGCUCUUCUCAUUCCUGCUUUAUAAUGAGGAUGUGCUUAUUCAAAGUUUACCUUCUAAACAUUCAGAUGAGUUCAGCUGUGACACAAUAUCAGAUGUGCAUCAGAGAGCUGUGGAUAAAGCUCUACAGAGUAAGAAUGGACAUCUGGAUCUUUUCCUCAGAUUUCUUCUGGGUCUCUCACUGGAGUCCAACCAGAAACUUCUGCAGGAUCUUCUGACACGCACAGUGAACGACUCCUGGAGCAACGAGAAAACGGUUGAGUACAUUAAAAACAGAAUAAGAAUGAAUCCAUCACCAGAGAAAUCCAUCAAUCUGUUUCACUGUUUAAAUGAACUGGGUGAUCAGUCUCUUGUGAAUGAAGUGCAGGAGUUUGUCAAAUCUGGAAAUCUAUCAAGCAGCAGAUUCUCCUCGUCUCAGUGGUCAGCAGUGGUGUUUGUUUUACUGACCUCAGAGCAGUUAGAUGUGUUUAAUUUAAGAAAAUACAUAAGCACCGAUGUCAACAGGAACCAAAUGACACCAGAUGAAGUUCUUCAGAAACUGCUGCCUGUGGUUGAAGCUUCAAGAUCUGCUGAGCUUUCUGAGUGCACACUCUCAGAGAAAUGCUGUUAUGGUCUGGCUUCAGUUCUCACUUCUAAAUCUUCAAGUCUGAGAGAUCUGAAUCUGUCUGGAAAUACAUUUGGAGAUUCAGGAGUGAAGCUGCUCUCUGUUGGACUGGAGAAUCCAAAUUGUAAACUGGAGAAAUUGAAAUUGAGUGAUUGUGGUGUCAGAGAUGAAGGUUGUGUCGCUCUGGCUUCAGCUCUGAGAUCAAACCCCUCACACCUGAGAGAACUGAAUCUGUCUGGGAGUAAUAUCAGUGGUUCAGGAGUGAAGCUGCUUUCAGCUGGACUGGAGGAUCCAGACUGUAAACUGGAGAAACUGGUGUUGUGGGAUUGUGGUGUCACAGAUGAAGGUUGUGCAGCUCUUGCUUCAGCUCUGAUAUCAAAGUCACACCUGAGAGAACUGAAUCUGUCUAGGAACAAACUAGGAGGUUCAGGAGUGAAGCUGCUGUCCGCCGGACUGAAGAAUCCAAACUGUAAACUGGAGAAACUGAGGUUAACUCGUUGUGGUGUGACAGAGGAAGGUUGUGAUGCUCUGGCUUCAGUUCUGACAUCAAACUCACACCUGAGAGAUCUGAAUCUGUCUGAGAAUAAUCUAGGAGGUUUAGGAGUGAAGCUGCUCUCCGCCAGACUGAAGAAUCCAAGCUGUAAACUGGAGAAACUGACGUUGUGGGAUUGUGGUGUCACAGAUGAAGGUUGUGAUGCUCUGGGUUUAGCUUUAAAAUCAAACUUAUACCUAAGGGAUCUGGAUCUGACAAAGAAUAAUUUAGGAGAUUCAGGAGUGAAGCUGCUCUCCGCUGGACUGGAGAAUCCAAACUGUAAACUGGAGACACUGUGGUUGAGUGAUUGUGGUGUCAGAGAUGAAGGUUGUGUCGCUCUGGCUUCAGCUCUGAGAUCAAACCCCUCACACCUGAGAGAACUGAACCUGUUUAAGAAUAAACUGGGAGAUUCAGGAGUGAAGCUGCUCUCUGCUUUAAAGGAGGACCUACAUUAUAAACUGGAGACUCUGAGUACUGGCUGGGAUGAUGACUAUAAAGAUUUUUUCAUGAGCGAAUGGUGACUGUGGAUCCAUCAUAGAGACAUCACAGCCAACAGAAUUAACAGAGAUUACAAAAAGUUUGAAGAGAUUGAGUAAUCAAUCACUGUUAUAUUAUUUUUAUAUAUAUUUUAUUAUAUAAUACCAGCUUUACAAUUUCUCGUUGUUGUAAGGUCUGAUAUACAGCAUGUAUUCCAUGUUUUAUAAGGUAAUACUAUAAUUCAGGUUUAAAAUAACCCAGAAAAUUAUCAUUUGCUAAUUUUGCACAUUUUUAUUGUACUCAUCUGAUCUGUAUAUACAAAGGCCAAGUGCCACAUUAUUGUUUUUCAACUGUUGACAAACUGGAUUAUUUGUUUUCGAGAAAGAAUCACUCUUUUCAUCCGACUGUAGAUUAUACUGUUAAAUAUAAAGUUUAUUCUGUGGUCAGAAGCUUCCUGUCUCAAUCUGAAUAAAGUUUAUUGA